AUGGUUAUGCCAGCGCCGGAAGCUGGGCAGAACCUGCUGCCAAAGGUAUCAACACUCGUCCUGCCCCUCAUUGAGGAGGGUGAUCCAGUGCUGCGCGACUGUGGCUUCCUUGCCAAGUUUGACAUGGACGACGAGCCCAGCCUUGCAUCUGGCUCCACGCGCUGGGCCCUGCCCCAGUUCGCCUGA
Messenger RNA from Auxenochlorella protothecoides, 186 nucleotides. RefSeq lists its product as hypothetical. The record is from RefSeq and is a predicted model, not a curated record. Lineage: Eukaryota; Viridiplantae; Chlorophyta; Trebouxiophyceae; Chlorellales; Chlorellaceae. Bases 1 to 186 code for a protein of 61 amino acids. The transcript is spliced from 2 exons.